Aspergillus ibericus CBS 121593 is the source of this 1197-nucleotide messenger RNA. RefSeq names its product CSN8/PSMD8/EIF3K family protein. Lineage: Eukaryota; Fungi; Ascomycota; Eurotiomycetes; Eurotiales; Aspergillaceae. The transcript is spliced from 3 exons. The record is from RefSeq and is a predicted model, not a curated record. Gene Ontology annotation, cellular component: COP9 signalosome. Gene Ontology annotation, biological process: protein deneddylation; COP9 signalosome assembly. Bases 163 to 813 code for a protein of 216 amino acids.
AAGGUGGUCUCUUCGAGGGCUUGGCGCCAGGUACGUAAGUCACCGCGGCACUGCCGUUGCGGGUUGGGGCAAUCCUCCGACACGUCCCCGCACCGCCAUUGCGUAGUGCCCUCCGACAACCAGUCUCCAUCCCCAAGUCCCAUCUCGUUCUAGAUCGACCUCAUGGAUCUUCCUCCGCUCUCUCGCGAACAGCUGGCGGCUGUGGUGGCCUCGGCUCAGUCACCGACAGAGCUCUACAGCACACUAUCAGAGUAUGAAAGUGAGGCAUGUCUCCUCUCAACCUCAGAUGCGACACAAGCGGAGCUGCUCAGCCUUUACUACUCGACUUUCUUUUUCUCUCACCUUCUCACAGAUCAAAUUUGCGAAGCUCGUUUAUCGACGAAGCGUAUGCCACAAGACUUGUUACAGAAUGAUCCUUCCUUGCAGAACUGUUUAAAUCUACUUCGGGCUGUUUGGCAACGAAAAUACGAACAAGUCUAUACGAUUCUGAGAGCACUGCCAUGGUCGGAACCACUCAAACCAAUAGUCCAAAGCUAUGACGCUCAUUUUCAGGAAAAGACGUUGAAGGAACUCAGCAGAGCGUAUGAGGCGAUCAGACCAGCUGCCGCUGCCACCUAUCUCGGCCUCGACCCCGCCUCUGUCGAACAGGGAGAUCCGGCCACUAUGCAGAAAUUCAUAGCUUGUGGAUGGACUUGGGAGGAGGAAACCGGGCUAUUGCACCCCAAACCGAUCAUCGAAGCCCCACAGGACGACACCAAGCUAUACAAUGAACUAAGUGAGGUCAUGGCACUGGUCGGGAGCCGCCGGGUUUAGAGUGUAUGGGGGAUUGCACGCACGGGCUACCUUGCAACGGAUUAUCCUACUGUAAUCGAGGGGAUGGGGCGGCAAGAUCGGAUGGCUACAUAUCAGAGCGAAACAUCCCGCGUCCGCUCGUAAUGACUUGACGGCUUCACGAGCAACCAUAGAACGGCACCAUGAACAAUGGGCAUAACAUUGCGCAAGCGCACUCAGUACGAGAAGAUCAGCAAUGAAACCGAAGCAUACAACAGAAUCUCUUGCUCUUCUGGUCCAACUGUAGUGUACACACGCACGACAGCCCAGGGUAUGUACAAGAUGCGGGGAUGAUGUCUAUAGUUGAAAAAGAAAAAUCAUUCCUUCGCUCGCAAUGACACGACUCUGGGAAAUUAGACCAAACAA